AUGGCCCCGCACUUGCACCAUGUCCCUUCCUCCACGUCUACUCAGGCUCAGGCUGGGGGGAAAACUACUGCUAUGAUCAAGGAUGAAGAGAAAGAGAAAAGUGUCGAGGUAUUCAGUGGCAGUGGUGCAGACACUGACGCCAUCAGAGUCCGACUGGACCCUCAGAUCCACCCUGUGGAUAUCGCACAGUUUACACAGUUUGGCUUUGACAAACAGGUCAAACAACUGGCAAACCACUUGGGCUUUCAGCCAGUCAUGAUCCGCAAUGUGUACAAGCACGUCAGCAACUUCAAAUGUACCAAAAAAAUAGUAAAGUCCAUGCACACUGCUGCCAUGGAAUGUGCCAAAGCAGAGAUUGAAGGGCAAGAAGUAGAGGAGUUGUAUGCCAGUGACAAGUCUGAGAAUGACAGCACCGGAAUCAUGAGUACUGUAGAGAUACGCACUUAG
Messenger RNA from Suillus bovinus, 447 nucleotides. RefSeq lists its product as uncharacterized. The transcript has a single exon. The coding region runs from base 1 to 447 and encodes 148 amino acids. The record is from RefSeq and is a predicted model, not a curated record. NCBI's taxonomy places the organism in Eukaryota, Fungi, Basidiomycota, Agaricomycetes, Boletales, Suillaceae.